This is a messenger RNA of Agrilus planipennis (emerald ash borer), 3601 nucleotides long. Its product is annotated as PR domain zinc finger protein 15-like. The record is from RefSeq and is a predicted model, not a curated record. NCBI's taxonomy places the organism in Eukaryota, Metazoa, Arthropoda, Insecta, Coleoptera, Buprestidae. Gene Ontology annotation, molecular function: RNA polymerase II cis-regulatory region sequence-specific DNA binding; histone deacetylase binding; DNA-binding transcription factor activity. The coding region runs from base 171 to 2609 and encodes 812 amino acids. Gene Ontology annotation, cellular component: nucleus; cytoplasm. The transcript has 8 exons. Gene Ontology annotation, biological process: cell fate commitment; regulation of transcription by RNA polymerase II.
UCAUAACAUGAUCAUAACCUUAAAUUUUAAACGUCAAGAUUCAUGUGUUUUAUGAUUUAUAUUUGAGGAUAAUUAAAAAAAUAUGAUGAAUUAUAAAUGUAAAAUAGUCGUGCAUUAUACACAAAAUAAUUUAGGUUUGGUAUAGGUGUUAACUUUGUUUGUGUGUAGUAAUGGAAAUAUGCGGAAUAUGUGGAGGUCCACAUACAUCUUAUAACUGUGACAGCAUUCCUCUUAAAAAUCAUGUAACUGAUAAGUCGAUCCCAAGUAAAGCUAGACUGACUUUGCCCUCCAACUUCUCAUUGGAAUUUAUGACUGAUGGAAGAAUUGAAGUUUCUUCAAAUGAGAAAAUUGCCAAGGGUACUUAUUUUGGUCCACUAGAUGCUCCAAAACUGAUUACUUUGAACCCCUCAAUUUUAUUUCCGCUGAAACUAUUUAGUUCAGAAAUUGAAGAUCUACAAGAGUCCUUUCUUGAUACAUCAGAUGAGAAUGCUUGUAACUGGUUGAUGUUUAUUAAUCCAGCAAUUUGCCUUGAAGAGCAGAACAUGGUUUGCUUUCAGGAAAAAUCAAAUAUAAUAUAUGCAGCUAUCAAAGACAUAGAGAAAGGGGAAUUAUUAAAAGUAUGGUAUUCUUCCUAUUAUGCAGAAAAAAUGAAAAUUCCAUUACUUACAACCAAAGAGUUGCCUAAAUCGGCUACAAGAAAUUGUUCUAACAUUAAUGAUUUAAAUACGUUAUUAACUAAACAGCAAAAUAUUUGUACUAGAAGAAAUUGGAUUUGUAAAUUUUGUUCAAAGCUGGAAAAUAACGUUAUCAUCUUUGCCAAUCAUAUGAUAGAGCAUUAUACUGAAAAAAUAAAUAAAAUUUGUGGAAUAUGCAAGGAAAAAUUUACCACCAAAAUAAGCUUGUACAAACAUAAAAAAAUCAUCCAUUCAAACACAACAUUAAAAAAGAAGAAAUGCAAGAUAAAGGAGACUUCAAAUAAAAGAAAUAAAAUGGCAGUUGAAGUGUUGGGAGGCCCUCUUCUUAAUAAUUUGCUAUCAAAUGAUAGUUUUGAUGUUGCAAAUUUACUACCACCCUCGUUAGAAUUGAAUAAUUUUGACAUGAACUCUAACGGUGCAUUUCUUGAAAGUGAUUAUUCAAAUUUAAUUGAAAGCAAUGAUAAAGAGCUGAACGAUUUUUAUUUCGACAUUAGCGAUACCGAAGAUAAUCACGUUUGCGAUAUAUGUUUAAAACCAUUUGCCAAGAUGAAAACCCUCUUGCAGCACCUUCGCAGUCAUACAGGAAAAUUUACCUGCAAACAUUGCUGGAAGGUUUUUACUCGUAAUGAAAACCUUAAGGCUCACGAUUGCACUGAUAAAGAAAUAUUUAAAUGCCAACUCUGUGAUAAAACAUUUUUCCUUUCAAAGUACCUGAGAAGGCACAUUAAGUUCGCCCAUGGGAAAAAAGUUAUGUGUCAAAGUUGUAGAAGAAAAUUUGUCUCUGAGACUGAAUAUGAAAAUCAUAAAUGUUCUAAUAGUGGAAGUCAACUUUUCGAAUGUCCUCACUGUAAGAAAACAUUUAUAUAUAAAUCAUCUUUGCACAAACACUUGAGAACUCACAACAUUGAAAAAACGGAAAUUUGCGAAUUUUGCGGCAAAACAUUCGCAUUAAGAGAAUGUCUUUUGCAACAUCUUAAAGUGCAUGAAAUGCGCUCUUAUUCAUGUGCAGAGUGCGAUAAGAAGUUCUACAGGAAAGACAUUUAUUUUAGACAUAUUGAACUUCAUAAAAAAGUAAUAGAGCCAAAGUAUUCGUGCGACUAUUGUGAGAGGAAGUUCACAACGAAAAGGUAUUUAAAUUCACAUACACGUUCCCAUACUACUAAAGUUGAGUUGAAGACAUACCAGUGUCCUCAUUGCGAUUCAAAGUUCAAAGAACAAUUAUAUUUCAAGAGACAUCUUGACAGACAUAAAAUAGCUUGUAAACUGUGCAAGGAAAAGUUUAUGAGUGCUGUAGAACUUAAGCAACAUAUUGUGUCCUGCCAUUCGUCCGAGUGUUUUCCAUGUCCGUUUUGUAACAGUACAUUGAAGUUCAAAGGUUCGUUAGCAAGACAUAUUAAAAGUAGGCAUAAACAAAAGACUGAAGAGACUGAUUUAACUAGUACAAAAAGUCUCACGAGUGUCUUAAACACAUUCCUAGAAGCAGAAAAAGCGAAUGGGGUGUUUAAAAAAUCAAACGAACAAGAAAACGAAUUUAAAGACGUCAAAAUUUAUACCGAUCACAAGGAGGCCGAACUCUUUCCUGAAUAUGAUAGUAACUUGGUCGAAGGUAGAAUUGAUGCUUCGAUGGAUAAUAAUUUGGACGAUAUAGUACGAAAUUUGGAAAAUGUCGUUAAUAUUUACAACAAAACUUCGUGCAGUGCUAUUUUAAAUUUAAGUAACAACAGUCAACAGGACAAACAAAAUUUCGAUUCGUUUAGUAAAAAUAAUACCGUGUUUAUGGAUUUAAACGAUCUGGAUCUUGGCAUGGACUCAAAUCUUCAGCAAAAUUUUAAUAAUCCCCAAGAAACUCAUGUAUGUCUUUCCAUGCCUGAUUUAAAUGAAACAAAUCAAGAUACAAUUGCCAUGAUUAAUUAACAAGUUGAUAUUAAUUGUUUCUCAUUUCCUUAAUGAAAGUUGCUAUUUAUUUUCCUUUUAUAUUGUUACUUUGAAAUGCAAUUGCUUAUUGAAAAGUUAGAAUUAAAGGUGUUACGCCCCAGAACAUUUUUUCUUUUGGAACAAGUAGAAUUUAGUUAAUCAUACAUUAAUAUUUCCUUUCUAACUUUUGAUAUGCAAUUGCUGAUUUAAUUAAGGAUUAACUUUUUAAUCUUCUUUUAUAUAUUCUGAGAAUAUUGUAUUUUUAAAGAAGAGUUUAUUUAUUAAAGUACUUAAAUUAAAAAUUUAAGUGAUACUUUUUAAUUUGAGGGAAGAGACAAUUAUGAAAUGAGAGCUAAAAACCUAGGACAAGUUGAAGUAAAAAUACUGUAAACUACUUUAUGGCCUUUAAUUGAAGUAGUGUAUUCACAAACUUUAUUAUUGCACUUAUUAAAAUAGCAGCUUGUUACUAAAUAAAAGUACUUUGUUAUCACCAAUAAUAGUUGCACGUAAAGUAGUUAAUACACAUUAGGAAUUACAGAAUUUUAUUUAAUUCACUAAUAAAUCACUAACUAAAGGUAUUCUUAUAAUAAAAGCAGUUUUUGUAAUCAAAUUAUUAAUAAUUUGCAAACAUUAUGAGUAUCAAUAAUUUUCAGGUUAUAAUAUUUUGUAAUAUAUUGAUUUAUAAUUAAACGUUAGCCAAAUUUGUUUUUCACGAAGAAUUGCAUAAAUAAUACAUUACCAUGCUAUUGUUAACAAUUUUAAAGUGUUAAAGCCAGUUUUACUGAUUAAAAACAGGAUAUUAUGUUAGUUGACACCAUUAGCACAAUGUGUUACAAAAUGUUAUUUUAUAGUCAGUGCUAGGUCCCUAUUUACGCCAAAUCACUUGAACCACUUAAAAUUUGAUUGAUACAGAAGGAAAUGCUGAAAUUUACUUGCAAAUUUAACUUAAUGUCCAUUAAAAGUAUUAAAACAAAUAACAAGCACAAACGUAA